AUGACUUUACUAUCGAUGGGCAGCGAAAGCAACGCUUCAUCAUCUCCUGAGCGCUCGUCUCGCGACGGAUCCAUUGANUUCACAAAAACAGAUAUGACUUUACUAUCGAUGGGCAGCGAAAGCAACGCUUCAUCAUCUCCUGAGCGCUCGUCUCGCGACGGAUCCAUUGAUGAGACGCUCAUCAGAGAGAUUGAGGCGAAGAAACGGCGAGAGUUUGAGAUGAGGAGCGGAGUGAGUGGCAGAUCACUACCAAAGCCGCCACCGCUUAUACCACAACAAUCCCGAUGUGGUAAUAGUCAGACAACGACCACAACAACAACACUAGCGCUCAUCUCUUUGGACGAUAAGGAACGACACGUUCAGCGCUCACCACUCUAUGGCUCAUUGCCCGUGGCUUUCAUGAAGCCUACCAGCGCUGAGCGCCCAAUACUAUUGCCUCCACCGAUGGCACAGCCAUAUGGCGAACACGACUCUUCAGUAUCGUCUUCUUCUUCUCGAUCGUCGUCGUCAACCCCUCCCUCUCCCUCUACUCCUCACGCAUAUCAUAGACUCUCUGCACUAUCGCCAGUCUAUACGAUGCCAUACAUUAGUGCCGGCAAUUACCAGCGCUCAGGCAAUUGUGGCGCACCUGUGCUCUCGACAACAACUGGUACGCGCGACACGUGGCACGCGCUCCACACCAGCCCCUCGACCCCCACUCCCCUCACCAGCGCUGGUAUGAGCGCAACGGCACAGCACUCACAACACAGUCACCACAACUGCUGUGUCAAUGUAUUGCCGCUGAAUAACAGUUGGCUUCACCACCGCUCCAAUGGCAUCGAUAUUAGUCCCUACGCUGUAAAUACAGGCAUGCAUUCAUACGUCCGUCAAUCACGGGUCGGAUCACCCCUUAUGCCGCCCCUCAGUAUCAGUCCAUCGCGUUUGGAGAACACGCCUAAUGUGUUGAACGCCCGGCGCUUGCAUUCCGGGAACCAAACCAAAGACCAGAGCCAAAGAUCGGGACCCAAGAGGAAAAUGUCCGAUUACUCCAUCGAGUCUAUACUCAAUCUGAAACGAGAUAACGACACCACUUAUAGUCAUAAUUAUAGUCACUAUUACAACAAUAUUCAGUCAAAGCAAUCGCUGUUCCCGUCGUCGCCGUUGACCGACGAACCCAUGAAUCUGUCGAAGAAGAGGCUCAGCACCGGCUCCCUGUCGUCCACGGGCUCGGGCUCGUCAUCGCCGCCGCUGUCCAUCUACUCGGCCCUCAACUCACCCCUCGGCGCCUCCACUUCGCCGUCAUUCAAGUCAAUGAUUCCGAUGACACUCUUUCACCACAAGAGCGCCAAAAGUCGUGUCUAUCGGACGCUCAACAAUAAUGAGCGCACCUUUGAGUGCAAACAGUGCGGCAAAGUGUUUAAGAGGUCGUCCACUUUGUCCACACAUCUGUUGAUACACUCGGACACCAGACCCUAUCCCUGUCUCUUUUGUGGCAAACGGUUCCACCAGAAGUCGGACAUGAAAAAGCACACGUAUAUACACACCGGCGAAAAGCCACACAAGUGUGUGGUUUGUGGCAAAGCGUUCAGUCAGUCAUCGAAUCUGAUCACACAUUCCCGCAAACACACCGGUUAUAAGCCGUUUGCGUGCGAACUCUGUCCGCGAGCUUUUCAGCGCAAAGUCGAUCUGAGGCGACACCGAGACACUCAACACAUCCAUAACCCGGACCUCAAACUUCACAGCGCUUUUGUCUUCAAAUAAAUGCCGCAAACAAUUUGGUUUCACAUUUUCCCAGCUUUUAAUUAUACCAAACAUUCCCAUUGAUUAUUGCAUUUAAUUAUUAUUGACAUUUUAUUACCC
Molecule: messenger RNA, 1839 nt
Organism: Medioppia subpectinata
Lineage: Eukaryota; Metazoa; Arthropoda; Arachnida; Sarcoptiformes; Oppiidae
Source: the annotation of a GenBank genome assembly